GCUGCAGAGAUGCUCUCUCGUCUCCGUCUGUCUUUGUUGUCGUGACCUUCUGCCCGCAUCGUGGGUUGUUCGUCGCCAUGGGUCGUCCAGAUACCGGCCAAGUGGUGUCUUGGUACAUUGUCACCAUAAUCGCGUGCAUUUUCCUCGUCUGUCGACUCUGGGUGCGAUGGAGGCUGCUGAAACGGUUGUAUCUCGACGAUUUGUUUGUCACCGUGGCGGCGCUCUGCCUGAUCGGAGAUCUGGUCAUCCAGCAUUAUAUGUUUAACCUGGGCAUGUCGGAUGCGGCCAACAUGGACUCAGAGCAGAUGAUCAACAUGAUGAAGAUGAUCAUUCCCGGAUCCACCCUCUAUGUGACGACGCUCUGGCUCAUCAAGGCCAGCCUGGUGAUCUUCUACAAGCGUCUCGCCGAUCGCACCCGGUACCAGACCGUGUAUAACAUCACUCUGGCCCUUCUGGCGGCGACUUGGUUGGUCCUGUUCUUCGACAUUGUCUUCAAGUGCUACCCUCCUUCUCGACAAUGGCGGAGCGUGCUUGAUGCGGAAUUGGCAUGUCCGGAGAAGCCAUCGACGAUCAAUUAUUGGUUGACGAUUCUAUUUAACAUCUUCACUGAUGUCUUCAUCAUCUGUCUCCCCAUUUCGCAGGUCGCCCGUCUGAAGAUGCCCAAGAAGCAGAAGUGGGGUGUCAUCUCCGUCUUCUUGUUGGGUGUCUUGGUCGUCAUCUCAAGCAUCAUCCGAGCCAUCUACUCCCACCUGAACGAACAAAUGAUUACCUGCACCGUCUCCAUGAUCGAGGCCUCCAUCGCCAUCAUAGCCUCCUGCCUGCCCGUCCUCCGCUCGUUGGUUUUUGGGAGCCACUCGCGCACCGGGACGUACAGCGGCCGGCGCGGCUACGAGCUGUCCAACUCGGGGUACAACACCACCGGCGGCCCCUCGAGCAAGCAGCGGACCACCGUGUCGGUGACGCAGACGGCCAACACCCCCGAUGAUCUGUCCCGCCAUGAUUCUGAGGAUGGCUUGGUCAAGGAUCACGGAGCGUUGCCGUUGUCGCUGGAGAACGGGGCCGGAAUUGCUGUCACGCGCGAGUACUUUGUGCACGAGGGGGAGUCAGAUGGAAGGAGUUUCCGGUAGGGAGGCCGGGAUUGACUCAUAACAAAGUCUCUUUAAUCAUGGGGAGCUUGGCCCGCAAGGAAAAGAAAAAAGCUUACAUUCUUUAGUAGAAUAAUUUCAUAUUACUGUCAUCCAAGAGGC
This is a messenger RNA of Aspergillus japonicus CBS 114.51, 1247 nucleotides long. RefSeq lists its product as uncharacterized. The record is from RefSeq and is a predicted model, not a curated record. Bases 78 to 1127 code for a protein of 349 amino acids. Lineage: Eukaryota; Fungi; Ascomycota; Eurotiomycetes; Eurotiales; Aspergillaceae. The transcript is spliced from 8 exons.